Messenger RNA from Anthostomella pinea, 969 nucleotides. The record is from the annotation of a GenBank genome assembly. NCBI's taxonomy places the organism in Eukaryota, Fungi, Ascomycota, Sordariomycetes, Xylariales, Xylariaceae.
AUGGUACGAGACACUCACCGGGCCACCAGCUCUAGAACAAUCUUGACCAGCAAUCUGAUCGCGCAGUGCAUCGACAACAACAUCGACCACAACCCCGUCGCACACAUGGACAUGCGCCAGUCCCUCAGCGUUGUACCCAGUGACAUCAUGUCCUCAAGAAAUAGCUUGCGCAGGUGUUCCGGCGAGGAAUGGCUGUCCUACACGAUGGCCGACAGCUGGAAGGGCAUGUUCAACAUGCCCAAAGACAACAAGGUACUUCCUGACAACGCCAUGCGCGACGACGUCGCGUCCCCCACGAACACAACACCUGGGAGCAUGCUGUUUGAUAGCCUGCCCUCCAUGUCAGAAAGUGGACAAAUCAACUCCCUGCCCUCUAGCAGCACAAAUGUGCACACCACACCCGACGAGAACAGCCCAAGCAGCUUCUCGCCAGGCAAAGACCACAAUACACCCAACAGCACCGACGUCGAGUCUAUGGCUAGCUAUACCCUCAUGGCCGACCCCGUCUUCCCCCACGACGAAUGCCCCCCAGCCACAACCGGAUUCAGCUUCUUCGCCGACGACUUGAUCUCCCCUAUCACUAUCACAUCGAUGGCGAGCGACCUAUUGUAUUUCCGAUCGGAGCCGCUCGUGGACUGGACCAACCUAACAAUGGCCGCUGGAGUCCCGAAUGAGGCUGUCGAGAGUCACUUUUACCAAUAUCCCCUAUCCAUCCACGACGGAGCUUCCAUCGGCGCAACCGAACUCGGGAGCUCUGAACCACCGCAAGCCGCAUACCAAAACCCCUACCAGCAAUCAGUCCAUCGGAUGGGUUUACCUGCACAAAGCGAGCAGCAGACAGUCUCCCAGCAUGUGGCCGGCGACGGCGGCACUAGCCUCGAGUCAUCCGAUCCGCCCGCGACCGGCGGAAAAAUCGGCCGCGAGGAGAAAACACAGGCAGCAGAGCACUUCGUCGGCGAGCACCACUAG